UUUAACUACAGUGGGGUUAUUGAAGAUAGGAGUAGACGGACUUACAUAUGAUUAUAAUUAUUGAAAGGGAUCGUUAAAAAAUCAUUCGGUUCUCAAAAUAAUCAAACGAUUAUUUAUUUAAUUAAAGUAACUAUUUCUUCUUCAGAAUCUUUUGAAUAAUUAGAAUUAUAUAAAUAUUGUCAUAGUUCCUUUCUUUGAGCUAAGCGAGGAAGCCCAUAGUGCAAAAGGCUAAAAAAGAAAAUUACCCCACAAAAAUCUCAUACCACUCUAUAGAUUCACCCUAUAGAUUCAACACUAUAGAUUCAAAACCAUCAUCAUGAUGAUUCCACUUAUCGAUGUAGAAGCUCAAGAUGAAAAUAUCGAGAUUCUUGUAGCUUUGGCAGAUGCUGUGAUUCACGAAACAUCACCAGAAAUUAUUAGACCUUAUGUACCAAAUCAUAUUUCUGAUGCAAAACUUGAACAAUAUAUUAAAACUUAUGGUAGACCAUCUCAAUUUCCUAAAUUUUUUGAACUUGCAAAGAGAACCAUAAAUAGUAAUCCUAUUCCUGCUACUCAACUGUUUGUUAUGUUAACUAAAGCUUUAGAUUCGAGAAUAGUUGCUCCAGCUUUAACAAACUCUUUGACUUUAGUUCGUGAUAUGUCUAUAGAGGAACGAGAAAAUUUACUUAAGAGUUGGAGAGAUUCUCCUAUUGCUCAAAAAAGACGAUUAUUUAAAGUAAUUGAAGCAUUUUCGAUUAGUAGUUUUGUUAAAUUAGCUUCUGACUUGCAUAAUGAAUUUACAGAUUAUCCUUCAAUUGAACUAAAAGAGAAAUUAUAUGAUACUCAAGUAAUUGAUGAUUUUAAGUAUACCAUGUUGGAAAAACCCAAACAAGUUGGACAUGAGUUAUACUUGCCCGACAUUGAUGCUAUUGUUAUUGGAUCGGGAUCUGGUGCAGGAGUUGUUGUUCAAACAUUAGCUGAACAAGGAUUUAAAUCUUUAGUAUUAGAAAAGGGUAAAUAUUAUACUAAUGAAGAAUUAAACUUUAAUGAUUUAGAUGGAUAUGAUAACUUAUUUCAAAAUCGUGGAGUCUUGGCAACUUCGAAUCAACAAAUGUUUAUUCUAGCAGGUUCAACUUUUGGUGGAGGAUCUACUAUUAAUUGGUCAGCUUCACUUAAGACUCCUUUCAAAGUUAGAAAAGAAUGGUAUGAUAACCAUAAAUUGGAAUGGGCUGCUUCAGAAGACUAUGAUAAAUGUCAAGACUAUGUUUUACAAAAAAUGGGAUGCAAUGCCAAUAAUAUUGAUCAUUCUUUAAGUAAUAAAGUUCUUUUAGAAGGUGGUAAGAAAUUGGGAUAUGCUUCUAAAGAGAUUCCUCAAAAUACUGGACUCCAUGAAAGUCAUAAAUGUGGAUUUUGUCAUACAGGUUGUAAAUUUGGAGCCAAACAAGGGUCAGUAAAUUGUUGGUUUAGAGAAGCUUCUUCUAAAGGUAGUAAAUUUAUGGAUGAAGUUAGAGUUUUACAGAUCUUACAUAGUAAUGGUAAAGCUACUGGAGUACUUUGUGAAGAUAUUAGUACUGGAGUAACAUUUAAAAUUACAGGUCCUAAAAAGAUAGUUGUUAGUGCUGGAGCCUUAAAUACUCCUUUGGUUUUAAAACAAUCAGGUUUCAGAAAUAGAAAUAUUGGAAAGAAUUUGAAAUUACAUCCAGUUACAGGAGUAAUUGGAGAUUUUGAUGAAAAAGUCAAUUCAUUUGCUCAUCCAAUUAUGACUAGUGUAUGUACUGAAGUUGAUGAUCUUGAUGGUGAAGCUCAUGGAGCAAAAAUUGAAACCCUUCUUAAUACUCCAUUUUUGCAAGCUACUUUUACACCUUGGAUAUCUAGUGAUGAAAUGAGAAAAGAUUUAUUAAGAUAUAAUCAUAGAGUACUUAUAUUACUUAUUACUAGAGAUAAAAGUAGUGGUAGUGUAAGUGUUGAUCCAAGAAGACCUGAAGCUAUUGAAAUUGAUUAUGAAAUUAAUAAAUAUGAUCGUAAUGCUCUUCAAAAAUCCUUCUUAACUGCCAGUGAUUUAUUAUACAUUGAAGGUGCCAAAGAAAUCAUAUUCCCUCAAGCUUGGAUGCCUAAAUUUAAAUCUGAUAAACCAAAACAUGAAAGAUCUAUUACUGAUAAAGAAUAUGUUGAUUGGAGGAAAGCUGCCGAAAAGAUUCCAUUAGAUUAUUUUGGAUGUACAUAUGGAUCAGCUCAUCAAAUGAGUUCAUGUCGUAUUUCUGGUAAGGGACCUCGUGAUGGAGCUCUUGAUUUACAAGGAAGAUUAUAUGAAUGCAAUAAUGUUUUUGUAGCUGAUUCUAGUGUAAUGCCAACUGCUAGUGGUGCAAAUCCAAUGAUUUCAACUAUGGCUAUGUCUAGAUACAUUGGUUUACAAAUUGCUAAAUCAUUACAACCAAAGGCAAAGCUUUAGAUUACGUUUAUUAAACAUUUUUUUUAAUUAUUAUUAUUUAACGUCCCAUUUAUGAAUCUCUUACUCUUAAAAUGAUAU
Messenger RNA from Scheffersomyces amazonensis, 2506 nucleotides. RefSeq lists its product as uncharacterized. Bases 317 to 2428 code for a protein of 703 amino acids. The transcript has a single exon. The record is from RefSeq and is a predicted model, not a curated record. Gene Ontology annotation, molecular function: long-chain-alcohol oxidase activity; flavin adenine dinucleotide binding. NCBI's taxonomy places the organism in Eukaryota, Fungi, Ascomycota, Pichiomycetes, Serinales, Debaryomycetaceae.